This is a messenger RNA of Anopheles bellator, 2779 nucleotides long. RefSeq names its product ankyrin repeat domain-containing protein 13D. The transcript has 5 exons. Gene Ontology annotation, molecular function: protein binding. The record is from RefSeq and is a predicted model, not a curated record. Bases 143 to 2113 code for a protein of 656 amino acids. Lineage: Eukaryota; Metazoa; Arthropoda; Insecta; Diptera; Culicidae. Gene Ontology annotation, cellular component: cytoplasm.
UACCGAGUGCUUCCAAUCGUGCGGUCACUUCGUCGUGCAUGUGUGCCCGUUCUAUGAAUCACACUGCCAGAAAAAAGUGAUAAACAACUGCCGUGGUGCCAGAGAGUACAAAAUAAGCGACCGGGUACGCACUGACGAAAGGAUGGCCACGAUCGAUCGGAUUAAGGAGAACUUCCCCAUCCAUUGGCACGUAUGGAACAACGAUUUCCAGGAGCUACAGCAGGCAAUCAAUGAAAAAUCGGUAAAUCAAGAGCACGAUUUGGAAAAACUAGACCCGAGAGGACGCACGCCGCUUAUGCUGGCAGUAAAGUUGUGUCACCUGGAAUGCGUCAAAGCGCUGCUCGCGGCCAAGUGUAACGCCAACGUUGAAUGCGACGGAUGGUCCGUGGUUCAGGAAGCAGUGUGCUCGGGCGAUGCAAACAUUCUGACCGCCAUCCUCGAGGUGCGCGAUUUGCAGCGCCACAUUAAGCGUGUUUCACAUGUACCGCAACUACUACAACACCUCCAGGAUACGCCAGAUUUUUACGUCGAAAUGAAGUGGGAGUUUACCAGCUGGGUGCCGCUGAUGUCACGGGUUUGCCCUAGCGACACGUACAAGGUGUUCAAACGGGGCGCAAAUGUACGCAUCGACACGACGCUGCUCGGCUUCGACAACAACACCUGGCAGCGAGGCAACCGCAGCUACAUCUACAAGGGCCAAUCGAACACGGCCAGCAUGAUCGAGAUCGAUCACGACACGGGCGAGGUGUCGAUCGAGCACAUGCGCAACAUCGAGUCAGAAAACAUUGACGGAAUUCGGCCGAGCCGUGAGGCGGUACAGCUGAGGUUGCAGGCACCGGUUAUCUGCAACCACAUCGAUAUGGACAAGAUCAGUUUCGAGCGCAACAAAUCCGGGUUCUGGGGGUGGCGCAGCGAGAAGGUGGAAUCGAUCAAUGGCUACGAGUGUAAGGUGUAUGGGGCGAGCAAUGUGAAGUUCAUUACGCGCACCCGCAACGAGCACCUGGGAGACGAUCAGGGGAGGACGAAAAAUUCCCGCACUCCCCUGCAGCACUUUCUUGGUAUGACUGACGAGGACUACGAUCACACGGCAUCCGGGUCGAUAAGUGCGCUUAGGGAAACGUCUUCCUCGGUGGGCGAAGACCGCUCGCCGGAUGGGUCGGAGGCCGGUGCGGGUGCUAUUGGUGGACAGGGAGCGACGAACAGCAGCCCGGCCGAGCAGCAGCAGCAGCAGGCACCGACGGCCGAAGAGUACUUUUCCGACGUCGACCUCGGUGGCCGGGAUAUUGGGAAACCCAAGCGAAUCAGUGCCAAAGAGCAACACUUUAAGGCAAACAUUUGGCUGAGCGAAGAGUUUCCUAUCAAGCUACAGGAACAGGUGCUACCGAUUCUGGAUCUCAUGUCCACAAUGGCCAGCCCGCACGUGUCGAAGCUGCGGGACUUUAUAACGAUGCAGCUUCCGGCGGGAUUCCCGGUGAAAAUCGAAAUCCCCCUAUUUCACGUCCUGAACGCGGUGGUAACGUUUGGCAACGUGUUUGCAACCGAAAACCCAGUUCCACACGUAAGCAAUAUUCAGGAAAGUGACGACCGCAUAUCGUGCAUCAUCGACGACGCGUGCUUCGAGGUGCCGAGCGAGUAUGGUGUGCGACGCGGUGGCACGGACUUCCGUCAGCAGCUCACCUUCGAGGACGAAGACGAACUGAUGCAGUUCGCCAUCCAGCAGAGCUUGGUCGAAUCUGGCAGUGAGAACGACAAGGUUGACAUCUGGGAAGCACUGAAGGCCCCGCGGCCACUCACGCCGCAGUACUACGAAGACGAGCAGCUACAAAGAGCUUUGCAAGAAUCACUGAUAACUGGAUACCAGCAGAGCCGAGGCGACGGUAGCCACGCGGUAUCAUCCGGUUCCGGUGUCGCGUCGGACACCAACUCCACACUAGCACUAGCACACGACGGUGCGUCCGACGCAACCGACGACAGGCUACCCGACUAUCUCGACCCAAAUCUGGAACUGGCGAUCAAGCUUAGCCAAGAGGAAGAGGCUCGCCGUGAAGAGGAACGGUUGCGUGAGGAGCAAAUGUUGGCCGAAGUACUGCGGCUGAGUUUACAGGAGAAGUAAAAACCCAUUCGGCAGCCGAGCUCCAAUAUACCGAGAGAUGUUCAACCAAACAAGCCAAAAAGCGAUGCUGUUGAGAAAACAGUAGGAAACGAUAUUCUACACACGCCACCUAUCGCUUGAAUCCUGCAUCUUUCCCUUUUUUCUCAUUCCAUUCUCACUAUCGAGAAACUAAGCUUGCUGCAAGGGACAGAGAGAAGUGAGAGUCAAAACGUGGGCUAAUCAACGGGUGAUUUGCUGUCUUUUUGCUAAUGUAGAAAAGAAACCACUUCCCGACAUAGGGACGAAGUUUCCAGCGUGAUCGUCAUCAGUACAGUCCAUUUUGCACCUAGUUUCGUAAGCUUUGGCUUCUUUCCGUUCCGCUUUAGGUUUACUUUAGGGGCUGCUAGUUCGUUCUGCGAGUGUCGCACUUUUUCCUGCAUAUGUUUUUGCGCAACUCCCUCGCGCAACACUCCGCCGGUAGCAGAGGAAUUCCGACCAAGGUGAUCCAAUCAUCGAACACUAACGAUCUGGAGCGAGCACGACUCCUGGCGACGAUUAGAUCGAAAGCAUGCGCGAUGAAUGCUGCGAGGAUUUGAAUCGCACAGUAACACAGUCGUUGUACCUACAUGUAACGCGUGGCGCGCGCGGGCAAAACAAAACUAUUUUAUACUACUCGCUUCAUAAUAA